AACAAACAAAGGUAGAUGCAAAAGUCCCAGUCAACAUUUCAUGACAUAAUAAAAUAAACUUUGUUGUUAUUAAUGAAGAGUAGGACAACUUUUGCUGAAUUUACUCUUAGAUGGAUUGUGCUAAGAAACUGCAAAAGAAAAGUCAAUGCUUUACGUGAAUAACAAUAGAUCCAAACAUGGAAGCUGAAUCAUCUUCUCAAAAACCUCAUAUGCAAAUGGCAGUAUCAAGAUUUUCAGUUUCUAGCUGCUCUUCUCUUUUAAUGGCUUUCCUUUUUGCUCUGUCUGCCUCUUUCCAAUUCAAUGACCCUGAUUGGUAUUUGUGGUUUCCUCUAUAUGCAAUGGCUUGCCUUGUCAACGUGGUCAAUGGAGUCCCUAAACUCACAAAAACAGCCAAAAUUGCACUCUUGUUGGGAAUCAUCUUAUUCCUCAAAGUUGUCAUUGAAGAUGUUCGUUUUCAUCAAGGAAUAACUGGACUUUGGUCAUUAGAUAUGAGGGAGAGAGUUGUCAGGGAAAAGCUUGGAAGUGGACUUGUUAUUCUUUCCAUGUCUUUAAGACUACUAAAAUCAGACACUGAUAAUCCCUCACUUGCAAACCAUGUUAAAUUUGGACAAUCAAUGUUGGUUGCAAUAGGUUAUGGCCUGUCCGUUGCUUUCUUCUUAUUCUCAAAGCCAGAAAUGAAGUUUUAAUCUCACUGUCCUCUUCCCU
Molecule: messenger RNA, 705 nt
Organism: Nicotiana attenuata
Lineage: Eukaryota; Viridiplantae; Streptophyta; Magnoliopsida; Solanales; Solanaceae
Exons: 3
Coding region: 177-686 (169 amino acids)
Source: RefSeq, a predicted model, not a curated record